This is a messenger RNA of Auanema sp. JU1783, 1602 nucleotides long. Lineage: Eukaryota; Metazoa; Nematoda; Chromadorea; Rhabditida; Rhabditidae. The record is from the annotation of a GenBank genome assembly.
AUGGCUUCAAGUAACAAAACAUGGACGUUUAACGGAUACCGUGAAAUAUUGGCUUCUAAUCUAACUAUUGAUACUUUACGGCAAUUAUGCUACGAUGGAUUACUUCGAAAGUCAGUUCUUCGAUCCUUAGUUUGGAGGAUUAUGCUAAACUGUCUACCAGUUUGUAAACUUGAAUGGAAAACCAUUUUACAUAGAUCGAGGGCAGAGUAUGAUAAAUUGAGAAAAAUUCACAUAACAGAUCCUCACGAUGAAAGUUUUUCACAAGAUCCCCAAGAAAACAAUCCUUUGACUCAAACAGACCAGAACCCCUGGCAGAAAUAUUUCGAAGAUCAUGACUUACGUGACAUCAUCUCCAAAGAUGUUAUGAGAACAUUUCCUGAAAUUUCCUUUUUCCAACAAGCAAACAUUCGAGAAAGCAUGUCUGAGAUAUUAAUUGUUUAUGCCAAACAACAUCCUUACAUUUCAUACAAACAGGGUAUGCAUGAAAUCCUGGCUCCUCUGCUUUUCGUACUUUGCUCAGAUAUUGAAUUGUUCGAACACAUGAAAGAAGGACCGGAAUUUGGAUUUCUCAAUGAAGAAGAUAAAAAAAUUCUAGAAAACGUCUACGAUCGCAAACACUUCGUUCAUGACACUUACAUCUUGUUUCGGGAAGUUAUGUUGGAAAUAGGAACUUGGUAUGAAGAUUCUGAACUAGCGGGAGAAAAGCCGAAAUCGAACGAACCUUUCUUGAGAAUGCAUGAUGCUGUACCAUCCACCAUGAUAGCUUUGGAGUUGAGCAAAGUUGGCGAUUGUCUUCAUUCCUACGAUCCAGAGCUUAGUAGUCAUCUGAAAAAUCUGGAUAUUCCACCUCAACUUUUUGGAAUUCGCUGGCUUCGACUCUUGUUCGGUAGGGAGUUUCCAAUACACGAUUUGCUUUUCAUAUGGGAUAUAAUCUUCUGUGAAAGACCCAUAGUGCGAAUGGUCCAAUCCGUCUUCAUAGCCAUGUUGAUUUAUAUAAGAGAAUUACUUUUAAAAAGUGAUUAUGGAGGUUGUCUUCAUUACCUCAUGAAAUAUCCACCAGUUGUUGAUAUCACUGUCUUCAUGCAAUUAGCUCGCCAUUUCAAUUGUCCAAAGAAAAUCGGACGACCCAAUUUAACGGCACUGUCUAACUUCGCCAAUAUCACAGUCGCGGGAGUUGCUCAUCCUAAUACUCAAAAGGAAUUCGUAGUUCCAAAGAAUGCAGUUCCUGCAAUGAGACCAAGACAGCGCUCAGUAUUUGAGAAGAUGAAGGAGACUUUGAUCGAAAAUACAACUCAAAAAACUUCUCCCCAAGCAACUCCUAAGAAAGGAGGGAUAUCCGGUUGUUCAAGCCCAGCUGAUAAGGGUGGCAGACCUUGGGGAAAGGAGUUAGAGCUAAUGGAAAAUCAAGUUGCUUGUUUGCAAUCUGCUCUGAAUGAGAAGGAUGUUCUCUGCUCUGACGUCGCCAAAAGAAUGGAUACUUGCGCUGAUAAGUUGAACAGUUUGAACAGUGUGGAAACAGCUAAGACAGUAGCCAUCGAGUUGAGACAACUGAGCGCUCGUUUAACCAAUUGCUGUGAGUUACAAAGUUUGAGAAAGAACUAA